AUGGUUGAAGGUCAACGGGGGAAGCCGUAUGAAGAUCGCCUAAAGAGCCUGGGGUUGUUUUCCCUUGAACGGCGUAGACUGAGAGGCGAUCUGAUAGAAACAUUUAAGAUCAUGAAGGGCUUCAGUGCCAUCGUGCCCUCUGAUUUAUUUGAGCUGGCUGAUUCUGAACGCUUGCGUGGACAUCGCUUGAAGCUCAAACAACAGAGAGCUAGACUGAACGUCAGGGCUAAGUUCUUCUCAAAUCGUGUAGUGCGCAACUGGAAUAAGUUGCCUUCGGAACUAAUGGAUUGUGAGACUGUGGUUGCCUUCAAAGCAGGCCUAGACAGGUGCUGGCCGCGUAUUUUUCCGGAAUUAAUAUAA
Messenger RNA from Dicrocoelium dendriticum, 360 nucleotides. The record is from the annotation of a GenBank genome assembly. Lineage: Eukaryota; Metazoa; Platyhelminthes; Trematoda; Plagiorchiida; Dicrocoeliidae.